AUGCUCAGCAAGAAAAGAAGUACAUCUCAGACACCAACAAAAUACGGAUCAUCAUCAUCUCUGACAUCUAGAAGCCGAGAAAUGAAGAAGAUUAAGAAGAGCAGUUUGGAGGAGUCUGAAGAGGCUUUCCACUCCCUGAUUUCUAUUGAGAACGAAAAUAUUGACAUUACAACAAAUCCAUUGUAUGAGGAAAUUUCAAACAUUUUUCAUGAACAAUUAAACGUGGCCACUGAACAGAGCUCCUCUUGGAUGGACUAUUAUUCCUUUAUCAGCAAACUAAAUAAGAUUCUCACAAGUCAAGAAGAUUCAAGAUCAAUGAUUAAUGAAGAAAUAUUUGCUCAAUUGAAGGAUAUUCCAUCUCAAAGAAUAAUGACUGUGUAUAAUGAAUUUCUACAAUCACAAAAGUCUCUUCCUGAUAAUGUUUGGGAAUCCACUUUGAUGGGAAUGAUUGUUAAUAUUCUUAAUCACCAAUUUAAAUUUAGGAAAAUCAUUAUUUUCGGAACUCAAGAAGCAGUCCAAUAUGUUGACUCAUAUGCUGUUAAAGGUACAUCACUCAAGAACAAGGCAAGGCUUAUUCCAGACGCCUCAGACGGAAUAUCUUUUGGUUACGCCAUAAGAGAGUCCGAUAUUUUUAAUUUAUCUUCCACAGAGGGAAUUAUUGCACUAACAACAUUUAUUGAAAGUAUGUGCGAAAAUGUUUGCAAUUUAGGAUUUAAUGAGGAAGGGUUUGAAGAAAGUGCACGUCUUUCUUCCUCAAGCACACCAAUGAGAGCAAAAACUCAAUCAUUAGAAAGAAUUGUAAAGGAAAUGGAUGUGAGAUUUGGUACAAACAAGCCGUCUAAUAUACACACAAAUGAAUUUGAAAAUCUUGAAGAAGGGAAACGAGUUUCAAAGAAAAUUCUUUCUGAAAUGUUUGUCAUUGGAGAGCAAAUUGGGGAAGAACAAGCAAAAGCUUCCAAUAUUGUUUAUAUAUUCAAGAAUUCGAAUCCAUAUGUUUUCGUCAGAUCAUUCAACAUCACCUCAUUCGUUGGAAUAUUUUAUUGGGCUGAAACGGUAUUUGAUCUGAAAUCUUAUCUAUUUUCUCUCUCUAUUAAGAAAAAUCAAGAACAACUAUGGAUGAAAAUUCUUGAUGAACAUCGAAGUGAUGAUUCAAGAAGUCGCAGUGAACAUGAACAUGAUGAAUCAAGUAGAAAUUUCCAUCAUGGACACAAUCAACAAUCGAGAGGUACCUCUUUUGAACCACCCUUCAAGUUUAUUCCUGACCCAAUGAAUGAAAUAGAGUGCGCUAUUGUUUUAGAGGAACUGUUGGCCUUGAAAAAUUUCCAGUUCUUACCAAGCUCUAUGAGAUGCGAUACAUCAUGCACCAGUUUUUAUGGUUCUGCAUUUUCUCAACUCUAUGGACCAGUCUCAGACGGAAUAUCUUUUGGUUACGCCAUAAGAGAGUCCGAUAUUUUUAAUUUAUCUUCCACAGAGGGAAUUAUUGCACUAACAACAUUUAUUGAAAGUAUGUGCGAAAAUGUUUGCAAUUUAGGAUUUAAUGAGGAAGGGUUUGAAGAAAGUGCACGUCUUUCUUCCUCAAGCACACCAAUGAGAGCAAAAACUCAAUCAUUAGAAAGAAUUGUAAAGGAAAUGGAUGUGAGAUUUGGUACAAACAAGCCGUCUAAUAUACACACAAAUGAAUUUGAAAAUCUUGAAGAAGGGAAACGAGUUUCAAAGAAAAUUCUUUCUGAAAUGUUUGUCAUUGGAGAGCAAAUUGGGGAAGAACAAGCAAAAGCUUCCAAUAUUGUUUAUAUAUUCAAGAAUUCGAAUCCAUAUGUUUUCGUCAGAUCAUUCAACAUCACCUCAUUCGUUGGAAUAUUUUAUUGGGCUGAAACGGUAUUUGAUCUGAAAUCUUAUCUAUUUUCUCUCUCUAUUAAGAAAAAUCAAGAACAACUAUGGAUGAAAAUUCUUGAUGAACAUCGAAGUGAUGAUUCAAGAAGUCGCAGUGAACAUGAACAUGAUGAAUCAAGUAGAAAUUUCCAUCAUGGACACAAUCAACAAUCGAGAGGUACCUCUUUUGAACCACCCUUCAAGUUUAUUCCUGACCCAAUGAAUGAAAUAGAGUGCGCUAUUGUUUUAGAGGAACUGUUGGCCUUGAAAAAUUUCCAGUUCUUACCAAGCUCUAUGAGAUGCGAUACAUCAUGCACCAGUUUUUAUGGUUCUGCAUUUUCUCAACUCUAUGGACCAGUGUUUGUCAAGGGCACUGUAUUCAGAACGGAAAAUGAAUCCGUUAUGAAACACCUUGUCACGCUCUCUCAAACCAGAUCAACUUUUUCAAACAUUGUUCGAGUUUUUGAAUAUCGUGCGAUUAAUUCAAACUCCAGGUUGAUCAGUGUUGUUUUCAAUUUGAUGAAACAACACAACGACAAGUGUUUUCCUGAACUGAGAAAACUCGUUAACUCCACAGACCUCGUGAGUAUCACUAUUCAAGAGAGACUAAUCUCUUUGGACGAUUUUAUGAAUAUGCCGUCUGUUCGUCGUUGGUUGAACAAGUGUAGAAUCAAAUUUUUCAUGAACCUUGUGAGACAAUGUUUCGAAAUAUUGUUCCAAUUAGACCAAUCUAACAUUCUCCAUUCGGACAUCUCUUUUGGAAAUUUAAUGAUUCGAUUGGAUCAGGAUCAUUGA
This is a messenger RNA of Naegleria fowleri, 2664 nucleotides long. RefSeq lists its product as uncharacterized. The record is from RefSeq and is a predicted model, not a curated record. The transcript is spliced from 6 exons. The coding region runs from base 1 to 2664 and encodes 887 amino acids. NCBI's taxonomy places the organism in Eukaryota, Heterolobosea, Eutetramitea, Acrasida, Naegleriidae.